UUCUCUGAGUGUGGAGCCACUUUAACGAAAGUGUGGACACUAUUCAACUGUUACCUUUGCACGGGGAUAAUCCGAGCGCGCGUGCAAGCUCAUUAAACCACCUGGGUGGACCCCGCGUGAGACUUCUAGAGGCUUUCAGUGAGGCUCGUGCCUGGAGUUGGGACCGCUAAACAUCCCCGUCCGAGAGGGGAAGCCAGGAGAGGGGAGACGGGGGAGAGAGGACACGAGCGGAAGGGAGGCGAAAAUCACAUACAACCCGAGCUGUACACACGGGUGACUCUGUUUUGGGCGUGCAAAAAGGCGCCAAACAAAGUCACAUUAAAUGGAUACAUGUAAACAUUGAUUUUUGCCCCUUGGACAUCUUUCCGGUGCGUUGUUUGGACUGUGUGGAGCGAGGGUUAACCCGGCGUUGAGGAAAGACUGCUCUGUUUUCUUCAUUGUUUGAUAUGGAAAUUACGGGAAGUUCAUGUUUUUGACUGCAUUGGAAACGUUAAAUGCAAAUGCAGUAGGUAGGUAGUUGACUCGGGGCUUUCUGUUCGUCAACUACUGUUCUCCCUACAUUGUAGGCUGUGCUGUUUGCUUCUCUGAAAUGUGAGCCACUAGUGAAGUCGAUACAUGACAAACCGCUGUACCCAGCUGUUUCAUUAGUCACUACUGUAACCCUCCACUCUCGCCUUUUUAGAUUGGAUAUGCAAAGCAAACUUUUUAAGAAUGAAGAGGAGAAAAUUCCCAUAGCACAUCUCUUUUGUCUGGUCACAUUCGCUGAACUGGAUUAUUAUUUUUCCCAAGCCUUCAUUUUCAUGUUGUGGAGACAGGAGAGCUGACAUGUGUCUGGAAUGGGGAUAUAGUGCGGUGACAAACAGUUGCGAAAUAGCCUGAUUUAUAGAGCUAUAGAUAGUGAAUGAUUAAAAAACCCGGUGCAGGUAGGGGAGCCGACAGUAGUGCCUGCUUGUUCGCUGUGAGUGACCGCUCUCAGCCUGCUGUGAACCCGCUGGAGGACUCGGUUACUUUGAGUGGAGUCUCCGGAGCCGCUAUGGAGGAGUGGAGACAAUGCGGGCGGUGGUUGAUAGACUGCAAGGUCCUGCCCCCGAACCACCGGGUCGUGUGGCCCUCGGCGGCCGUCUUCGACUUGGCACAGGCCCUGCGAGACGGGGUGCUGCUGUGCCAGAUGUUGCACAACCUCUCCCCUGGAUCAGUGGACCUGAAGGAGAUCAAUUUCAGACCCCAGAUGUCACAGUUCCUGUGUUUGAAGAAUAUCCGGACGUUCCUCAAGGUGUGCCACGACAAGUUUGGCCUGCGCAACAGUGAGCUGUUCGACCCCUUCGACCUCUUCGAUGUCAGGGACUUUGGCAAGGUAAUCUCCGCUCUAUCGAGGAUCUCCCACCACAGCAUUGCACAAAUCAAAGGCAUCAGGCCUUUUCCAUCGGAGGACACCGCUCUGAAUGAAGAUGAUGUGUACCGGAGCCUUGAAGAGCUGGCCGAUGAGCAUGACUUGGGUGAGGAUGACAUCUACGACUGUGUUCCGUGUGAUGACGACGGGGACGACAUCUAUGAGGACAUCAUUAAGGUGGAAGUACGACAACCCAUGAAAAUGGGCAUGACAGAAGAAGACAAAAGAAAUUGCUGCUUAGUAGAGAUCCAGGAGACCGAAGCAAAGUACUACAAGACUCUAGAGGACAUCGAGAAGAAUUACAUGAUCCCGUUGAAGCAAGUGUUGAGUCCACAGGAAAUGGAGGCUAUCUUUGUCAAUCUUGAGGAUGUAAUCAAAGUCCACUUCGCCCUCCUACGAGGCAUCGACCUGAACAUGGUGAGCGGAGGAAGCGGCCUGGGGAAGAUCUUCCUCGACUUCAAAGAAAGGUUGUUGAUCUACGGUCAGUACUGCAGCCACAUGGAGAACGCACAGAAGACACUGGAUGAGCUAAUAGCGACACGAGAGGACGUCAAGAUUAAAGUAGAGGAAUGUACUAUGAAAGUGCAGGAAGGGAAGUUCAAGCUGCAGGAUCUGCUGGUGGUUCCCAUGCAGAGGGUGCUGAAGUAUCACCUACUACUGAAGGAGCUGUUGAGUCACUCGGCAGACCGACCAGAGAGACAACAACUGAAGGAGGCUCUGGAGGCGAUGCAGGACCUUGCCAUGUACAUCAACGAAGUCAAGAGGGAUAACGAGACGCUGAAGAAAAUCAGCGAGUUCCAAAGUUCAAUAGAGAAUCUUCAGCAGGUGAAACUGGUGGAGUACGGGAGGCCAAAGAUAGACGGAGAGCUGAAGGUGUGCUCUAUCGUCAACCGAACGAAACAGGACCGGUACAUAUUCCUGUUUGAUAAAGUGGUCAUUGUCUGCAAGAGGAAAGGCUACAGCUAUGAGCUCAAAGAGAUUAUUGAAUUGCAGUCAUAUAAAAUGUCUGAUGACCCCAUGAACAACAGAGACAUGAAAAAGUCCAGUGGAAAAAUGUGGUCGUACGGUUUCUACCUGAUCCACCUGCAAGGGAAGCAGGGUUUCCAGUUCUUCUGUAAAACAGAGGAGACAAAGAGGAAGUGGAUGGAGCAGUUUGAAAUGGCCAUGUCCAACAUCAAGCCAGAGAGAGCCACAGCCAAUCAGCACAACUUUCAGAUGCACACAUUUGAUAAGAACACCAACUGUCGAGCCUGCAGGAUGCUCCUGAGGGGCAUCUUCUACCAGGGGUACUACUGCUCUCACUGUGGAACAGGAGCACACAAAGAGUGUCUGGAAAUCAUCUCCAUCUGUAAAAUAAAUCCUCUUGACUUGGAUCCUGGAUUAUCAUCAGGCCCCAAGAUGGUGGCAGUGAGGAACUACCACGGCACCCCAGCGCCCCCGGGGAAGACGCCGCUCUGUUUUCAAACUGGAGAUUUUAUCGAGCUACUGAAGGGAGAUCCUGACACCCCGUGGUGGGAGGGAAAACUGAUACAAACAGUAAAGAGCGGCUUCUUCCCCAAUUCUUGUGUAAAGCCAUGUUUGGACCCAAAGCCUUUCCAGUCAUUAUCCACCCGGCAGUGCUCAAGGGAAUCAGACUACUAUGGAUAUCCUUGGUUUGCGGGGAACAUGGAGCGCCAGCAGGCCGAUAACCUUUUGAAAUCCCACAUCAGCGGGACCUACCUUAUCAGAGAGAGGACGGCGGAGGCAGAGAGGUUCGCCAUCAGCAUCAAAUUCAAUGAUGAAGUGAAACACAUCAAAGUCAUUGAAAAGGACAGCUGGAUUCACAUCACUGAGGCCAAGAAAUUUGAGAGUCUUUUGGAGCUGGUGGAGUACUAUCAGGCACAUUCACUGAAGGAGAGCUUUAAGUUGUUAGACACCACCCUGCGAUACCCGUACAAGUCGAGAGAACGCUCGCUCACACGGGCCAGCACGCGCUCACCAGCAGCCACCUGCGCCUCCUACAACUUCUCCUUCCUCAGUCCGCAGGGCCUCAACUUCUCCUCUCAGAGCUCAGCUCCCUUUUGGUCAGUGUUCACUCCCCGGGUGGUCAGCACAGCAGUGGCAAGGUAUAAUUUCGCAGCAAGAGACAUGAGAGAGCUUUCGCUGCGGGAGGGAGACAUCGUCAAAAUCUACAGCAAGAUCGGAGGAGACCAGGGCUGGUGGAAAGGAGAGGCCAACGGACGAAUCGGAUGGUUUCCCUCAACGUACGUGGACGAAGAAGGAGGGCAGUAAUGCUGGGAUGAUUACCGGCGCUCUUAAAUCAGGAACCAUCAUCGCUCUGCUGUUCUCAGAGAAAUCACUCACUCUCUCCAGGAAAUAACACAAGGGAAAAAAAAAACUUUUGCUGUUGUUUCUUUUGCUGGAUACCCAAUCCAAGUGUUUUUACCGCAUUUCUCAAUCUUCAAUUAUGCAUCUGCUUUGCUUAUGUUUGUACAUUUGUCAUUUCUUAUUUUAGCAGGAUGUUUAAUCUCUGUACAGGAAAGAAGAAGCAGAAAGUGUCAGCCUGGAUCUAUGAGCUGAGGACACGGCAGGAUAGCUUUACUUUGAAAAGGCUCCCCUUGGUUGCAGGUCUACGCCAGGUGAAAUAAUUGUACAGUAUAGAUAAUUUAUUGAAUAGAGAUUAUUAUCAUUACUAAUGAUUAUUGUGGGGGAUUUUAGCUGAAGCAAUGAAACUAAAAUAAGGGGGGGAGAAAAAGACAGAUGCUCUGUGUUCAUGUGGAGAGAUUUUUGCCUUAGUUGUCAUGGUGAUGCCUUGUGGGCUGACACCAGUGGAGGGAAUUGUUGACUGGUUUUACUUCUCCAUGUAUGCAUGAGCCCACACACACACUCAGACCAAUGUACAGUACGGUGCCUUUGAAGAAUGGUCCAUGCUUACUGAACCACAAACAGACAGUUCAUCCACAGCCAGAGGACUGCUGAUCGGGGGUGGGGGGGGGGUGUUCUGCGGCACUUACUAGGGGAUGGCAAGCCCUCGGAGCCCUGGAAAACGAGACGGUGAAACAUUUACCUUAUCCUAACCGUGACUGGAUGGACUCAGAAAGGUUUUUAUAGCCAUCAACACACACACUGUUCAAUGGGUGAAACCAACUGGAUGCUAAAGGGAACCAUCGAGACAUCCCACUGGACAACCACUUCACACUGAUUAUUUUUUGUGUGUGUGCAUAGAUUAUUUUUUAAGAACUUUCUUAUUUGAAGCCAAAUUCAGCCAUGUUUUAAUGUCUGCAUGGAGUCUGUUUUGAUUUUUGUACUUUGCCUUGUUUCUACAGAUGUUCAGGUGUUUUUAAUUUUUCUCGCCUCCCCCUUAAUGUAAAUCAUUUUUCAUGCGUGAAAUAUGGUGCUGUGCAGACUGGUAAAAAUUAAAACUGUCAGAAGAUUUUUAAUCUGAAGGGAAAUGUACGUGUUAAUUAACCUGAAUCCACAGAAGAAGACCUUUUGUGUUUUUCCCAAGGUGCCGUGCUCAGUGUUUCCAUGUACUUCCAUUAAUUAAGGCAUGCUAUGAAUGCAGGUUUUACAGUCAUUCAGACGGCAGUCAACUUUAAACUUUCAUCACUUUCCUGUUGACAGAAGACGAGUCUCUAAUUCUAUUUAUGCUUAUUCAGAUGUUUAUUGGCCCUGUUAGAUUAGAAUAGUUCAAAUUUGUUUACAUUUCAUUUCAGAUACAGAAUAUUGACUGUUUGCAUCUGGCCUUAAUAUCCCCCACCUACACGUUUUCAUAUUGAUGAAUCCUCAGCAGCUUACACUGACAUGUCUUUUCCUAAGUUUGAAAAUGUCACAGAGUGCUAAAAUAAAACCUCCUCUCGUUUUCUUGCUAAAAAACUGAAACAGAGGAAGCAGAGUGCAAACACUGAGCACGGCGGCUCUGGCUCACUAACAGAGCAGAAGGUGCUGGUAUGUUUAGUUUCUAAACUUUUGACUGUCUAUGAUGUGUGACAUUAGAAAGGUCGACCUCCCCCCCCCCAAAAAAAAAUCACUAAGUCCUACCACUGUGUGAGGGGGGGGACACACACAGGAAGCCUCCAUGUUGUCUAAGUAAAGGGGGGGGAUCUAGUCGCUGUUUAUAUGGUGGACAAAAUCCCAUUGCAUGUGGCUAUUGAUAUUUCAACUCCUGUCCAUACGUCCUGGAAAAAAAUAAGUGCUUAAUCGUGUACAUUUUUUUGAAUGGUUGAGUAUUUCCAAUGAGGUCUAUCAUGAAAUAAAUAUUUCUCUUUGGUUUAAA
Eleginops maclovinus (Patagonian blennie) is the source of this 5645-nucleotide messenger RNA. It is a transcript of the gene vav2, whose product is annotated as vav 2 guanine nucleotide exchange factor. The transcript is spliced from 29 exons. NCBI's taxonomy places the organism in Eukaryota, Metazoa, Chordata, Actinopteri, Perciformes, Eleginopidae. Gene Ontology annotation, cellular component: cytoplasm. The record is from RefSeq and is a predicted model, not a curated record. Bases 902 to 3661 code for a protein of 919 amino acids. Gene Ontology annotation, biological process: cell migration; regulation of GTPase activity; intracellular signal transduction. Gene Ontology annotation, molecular function: protein binding; guanyl-nucleotide exchange factor activity.